Hevea brasiliensis (rubber tree) is the source of this 2601-nucleotide messenger RNA. RefSeq names its product glucomannan 4-beta-mannosyltransferase 2. Gene Ontology annotation, molecular function: mannan synthase activity. Gene Ontology annotation, cellular component: Golgi apparatus. The transcript has 9 exons. The coding region runs from base 466 to 2088 and encodes 540 amino acids. Lineage: Eukaryota; Viridiplantae; Streptophyta; Magnoliopsida; Malpighiales; Euphorbiaceae. The record is from RefSeq and is a predicted model, not a curated record.
UCUUUCUAUUGCCCUUCUCUUUCACAUUCACAUUACGUUAUACCCAUUUCUCCCUCUCUCUCUGUCUCUCUCAUCUGCCUCUCCCUCUCCCUCUCCAUCUGCCUCAAUACUGUUCUGUCUCUGCAUUCUUUUUGCUACAAAGAAACGGAACAGAUUGUGGGAGAGGAGGCUCUGAAAGAGUUGGAAAGUAGAUUUCUUUUUCUGGUCUUUCCUUUUUCUGGGUAAAACAGAGAAAAAAGAGAAGAAAUGAAGAGACCUGAAUUGGGCUUUACUAUUCUUGUCUAGGAUUUGUACCUCAAUUUCAUCCACAUUGUUAGCAAUUCAAUACCCAUAUCAGAAACAGAUCGGCUGCUGUAGUUUUUGUACUCACCUGGUUGUUUGAUAGUGAAUUUAGGUCACCUAUCAUCACCUUAUCUCCUAUUUCCUCUGUUUUCUUCUGCUCUGUUGAGAUAGAGAAACACAGAGAUGGCUGAAGAUUCACCAAAAUUCAUAAUACCAGAAUCAUUCCAGGUGUCUAGCGAUGACAUUGGAGCCCAAAUUGGACUCAUUUGGGAGCUAAUCAAAGCUCCAUUGAUAGUUCCUCUGUUGAAGCUCGGGGUUUAUAUUUGCUUAACCAUGUCUCUCAUGCUCUUCAUGGAGAGGCUUUACAUGGGUAUUGUUAUAAUCCUUGUUAAGCUUUUCUGGAAGAAACCAGAAAAACGUUACAAGUGGGAACCCUUGCAAGAUGAUUUGGAAUCAGGCAAUUCGAACUUCCCUGUUGUUCUUGUUCAAAUCCCAAUGUUCAAUGAAAGAGAGGUUUACAAGCUCUCAAUUGGGGCAGCAUCUAAUCUUUCUUGGCCAGCGGAUCGUCUGGUGAUCCAAGUCCUCGAUGAUUCAACUGACCCAGAAAUCAAGCAAAUGGUGGAGCUAGAGUGCCAGAGAUGGGCAAGCAAAGGAGUAGACAUAACGUACCAAAUCAGAGAAAACAGAGGAGGUUAUAAAGCUGGAGCUUUAAAAGAAGGGCUUAAGAGAAGCUAUGUUAAACAUUGCGAGUACGUAGCUAUCUUUGAUGCUGAUUUCCAGCCUGAGCCUGAUUAUCUCAGACGUGCCAUUCCUUUCUUGGUACACAAUUCUGACAUUGCCCUUGUUCAAGCUCGCUGGAGGUUUGUGAAUGCAGAUGAGUGCUUAUUGACAAGAAUGCAAGAGAUGUCAUUGGAUUACCAUUUCACUGUGGAGCAAGAAGUUGGGUCAUCAACUCAUGCAUUCUUUGGCUUCAAUGGGACUGCUGGGGUAUGGAGAAUUGCUGCAAUUAAUGGGGCUGGUGGGUGGAAGGACCGAACCACUGUGGAAGAUAUGGAUCUUGCCGUCCGAUGUAGUCUCAAGGGAUGGAAAUUUCUUUACCUUGGUGACCUGCAGGUGAAAAGUGAACUUCCUAGCACUUUCAAAGCCUUCAGGUUCCAGCAGCACAGGUGGUCCUGUGGUCCUGCUAAUCUGUUCAGGAAAAUGUUGAUGGAAAUAGUUAAAAAUAAGAAAGUGAAAUUCUGGAAGAAGGUUUAUGUGAUCUACAGCUUCUUCUUCGUUCGUAAGAUCAUUGCUCAUAUGGUCACCUUCUGGUUCUACUGUGUUGUUCUUCCAUUAACUAUUUUGGUUCCUGAGGUUGAAGUUCCAAUCUGGGGAGCUGUUUAUAUCCCUUCCAUUAUCACUAUUCUAAAUUCAGUAGGAACUCCAAGGUCAAUUCACUUACUGUUCUAUUGGAUUCUGUUUGAAAAUGUGAUGUCCUUGCACCGAACAAAGGCGACAUUUAUCGGUCUGCUAGAAGCAGGAAGAGCUAAUGAAUGGGUUGUCACUGAAAAACUGGGAAAUAAACUUCAGAAAAAUGCAGAUGCUUCCAAGAACAAAACCAAUGUCAAAAUGUUUAAAAGACCUCGGUUGAAAUUCAUUGACAGGCUCAACACAUUGGAGCUGGGAUUUGCAGCAUUCCUAUUCUUGUGUGGAUGUUAUGAUUUUGUUCAUGGCAAGAACAACUACUUUGUAUACCUUUUCCUCCAAACUAUUACCUUCUUUAUCACCGGAAUCGGCUACGUCGGCACCAUUAUCCCCAGCUCUUAGCUGCAACAGCAGAAGCUACUAGUGACAAGGAAAAAUUGGCGCAGCCCUUUUCGUGUUUUUCAUGUUGUGUUUAUGUUUGUUUCUGCUCUGCAACACAAUAUAUAAGUGGGGAUAUAUCUGCAAAUAUAGAUUGCAAUUCCUACUAUUUAAGAUCAUUUAAGAAAAAUAGGUCAUUCAAUAUGCUUGGCAACAGAUGCCAUUCUCAAAAGAAUUAAUUCUGAAUCACUCAAGUGCAAGUAGAGGGAAAAAGAAAAUAGUAGAAGAGAAAAUGCUGUUAUUUUGCAAACACAUCAUACAGAAUCAAAGACAAAAGAUGCCAGCAGAAACAGCAUAUUCUUUAGGCAAAAAAUAAUGAAAUUUCAUUUGGAUAGAUUGCUUGUAAUUGUGAGAUUCUGUUCCCCUUUUCCCUGUUUUCCAAUUGUUAGUUUCUCCUUAGUUUCAGCAGAACAAUCUGAUGAAAUGAAAGGGUGUUUUUGUAAUCAAAGUUCAUUUAAUUAUUGUUUUUACUUUUCA